ACAGGUGUGUCUAAUCACAUUGAUUCAUUAAUUAAGGCCUUGAGUACCUGAAUGAAACUAGGUGUUUAAUGUGAUAAGUAAAACCUGUGUUUAGAUCAUGUCAAAAUGGAAACAAACAACUGCUAUUAUUGCUAUAGGAAUACACAUUUUUUUUCUUUAAUUCUGGAAUUUUAGGUAGACAUGCUUAUAUUUUAUUUUGUUUUCAGUCCAUAAAGACAUUUGUCUUUAAUAUUUAAUGUUAUCGUGAUAAUUAUCAAUAUCUGCUGAAAAACUAAUCAUGAUAACUUUGAUAUGAGUAAUAUCUCAGUGAAGAAGAACAAUCACACCUUCAUCCUUUGCAGACUUUGAGGAACAUAUACUGUAGAUGUUCUCCUUUACGAAACCCCUUUAGUAAGAUAAUGGAGUGACUUUUGCCUCUUUCUUUGGAGACUUUUGUUUUUUUUCGGGCCGUGCACCUCAGCAGCAACAGCCGUGCUGCCUGUCGCAUCGCCUCCCUUUGCUGAGCUGCAUGGCAACGGGAGGAGGAGCAGGAGCAGGAGGAGGAUGAUGCUCGGGAUGAAGGAGGGAGGGAACCACGGUCCCACGUGUCCUCCUCACCGCAGACCCAACGCUUCUCUCUUCGCUUUUUUUCCCCCUUCCCUCAGUUUCCGCAUACCGCAGAUUCCCAUAUAGGCUACACAUUCACACACACACAGCUACAGGCUCGCUCAUACGCACCGGCGCAGCCUUGCGCAGCUGUGCGUCCGCGGUGCGCGCUCUCAGUCUCCCGUUCCUCCCUGUUUUCUCUUUACUGAUUCACAUCCACGGGCCUGUAUCGAUCAUCUCCGCCUCAGGCCGAGCCACUGGUUCAUUUUUUUUCUCCAUUAUUCUGAAAUGCAAAUCCAGAUUAUGCGUAGUGUUGGCCGUAGCUGAAAGAGAAGCAGAAAGAGAGAUGAGGAGAGGACGCGCAUCAUCAGAUGUUUAGCUGAUUCACUUUGGAUCCUCGCCAUCGUUGCUGCAGGUUGUUGGUCUUUCCCCGCGUCUCUCUCCAUCGGCUGGUGUUCGUGACAUCUUGAGGCUCCCCUCGAUGCUGUGAUCCGCGGGAAUAUGUGAGGAUCAUGCUGGCGGUGUGGUGCUUCUUGGUCUUUGCUGCAGUGGGCGAGAGGCUUGCAGUCUCAGGUACAGACAGGAGCCAGGUCGAGGAUGGAGGCAUGUGGAAUUGGUUCAUCCCACCGGGGCAGUCAGACAGCGGGGACACUGCUGCGACUGAGGUCACCCACCCGAAGCGGCUGGUGCAGCAGGUCACGUCGGAAGAGGAAAUGGCUCAUCACUACUUGGAUACCAGGGUGAAGAACGGCACUGGAGACACACUGUCCGUCCACUUGGCCCAGGUCUGUUUUCAAGUCGAAGCCUUCGGACACACCUUCACGCUGGACCUGGAGUUAAACCACCACCUCCUGUCUUCAGAUUACGUGGAGCGGCACUUCAACCAGGACGGCAGACCCUCGGAGUCCCUGGGAGGGGAGCACUGCUACUACCAGGGGAGGUUAAGAGGUUUACCUGAGUCCUGGGCUGCUGUCUCCACCUGCCACGGACUAUGUGGCAUGUUCUCUGAUGGCUUCUUCUCUUAUGGGAUUGAGCCCAUUCACAAUGGGACCAAUCAGGGUGAAGACACUCACUUAAUCCACAGGAUGCCUGAUGUCAGAUUCUCCCCCCAGUGCACAGACUGUAUAGAGGACAGUGAGUGGGAAAGCAGAGGAGGUGAUGGUGACGACGGUGACGACGGCGACGACAGAUCGGACCACUUGAGGGAGCAGCGGGUGUCUGGAGGUCUGAGGAGAUCCAAGAGAUUCGUUCGUAAGCCCUCUGUCCAGACUGAGACCAAAUAUAUUGAGCUGAUGGUGAUCAACGACAACGAAAUGUUUGUACAGCUGCGUAGCGCGAGCAGCCAAACCAAGAACUUUGCCAAAGCAGUGGUCAACAUGGCCGAUGCGAUCUACAAGGAACAGCUGAACACGAGGAUCGUGCUGGUCGCCAUGGAGACGUGGACCUCUAAAAAUAUGAUGCCGGUGGUUGAAGACCCACUGAUAACACUGCAGAACUUUAUGAAGUACAGGAAGGACAACAUCAAAGAGCAGAGCGAUGUUGUCCAUCUUUUCUCAGGGCGUACAUUUCACAAUAGCCGCAGUGGGACAGCGUACACAGGAGGAGUGUGCUCACCAACCAGAGGCGGAGGAAUCAAUGAGUAUGGUAACGUCGGCGUCAUGGCCAUCACUUUGUGCCAGAGUCUCGGUCAGAACAUCGGGAUGCGGUGGAACAACGUCCGUAACUCUGCAGGAGACUGCAGGUGUCCGGAUGCCUGGCUCGGCUGCAUCAUGGAAGACACGGGAUACUAUCUGCCCAGAAAGUUUUCUCGCUGCAGUGUUGAUGAGUACAUCCAGUUCUUGCUCCAGGGGGGAGGCAGCUGUCUUUUCAACAAGCCUAACAAGCUGUUGGAUCCUCCAGAGUGUGGAAAUGGCUUUGUAGAGCCAGGGGAAGAGUGUGAUUGUGGAUCCCAGGUGGAGUGUGCCCGUAGUGGAGGAGCCUGCUGUAAAAAAUGCACACUUACCCAUGACGCCAUGUGCAGUAAUGGACUCUGCUGCAGGGGCUGCAAGUAUGAGCAGAGAGGUGUGGUGUGUCGAGACGCCGUGAACGACUGUGAUAUUUCUGAAACAUGCACUGGAGACUCCAGCCAGUGUCCACACAAUGUCCACAAGCUGGACGGCUACACGUGUGAUAACAGUCAGGGACGAUGUUAUGGUGGACGGUGCAGGACUCAUGAUGGACAGUGUAAAGGACUCUGGGGCUAUAAUUCAGCUGACAGGUUUUGCUAUGAGAAGCUAAACGCUGAAGGGACAGAAAAAGGAAACUGUGGCCCAGGUCCAGAAGGCCAGGGCUGGCUGCAGUGCAACAAGCCGGACGUACUGUGUGGCUUCUUGUUCUGUGCCAACGUGACAAUGAAGCCAAAGUUCGGAGACCUGCAGGGUGAGGUGACCAGCUUCACCCUCUACCAUCAGAACAAGUACCUGGACUGCAGAGGCGGACACGCUCUGCUGGAGGACGGCUCUGACCUGGGCUACGUGGAGGACGGCACCCCCUGUGGUCCCAACAUGAUGUGUUUGGAACGACGCUGCCUCCCAGUGGCGGCGUUCAACCUCAGCAUCUGUCCAGGAUCCAACUUUGGGCGCAUCUGCUCUGACCACGGGACGUGCAGUAACGAGGUGAAGUGUAUCUGUGAUAGAGACUACACAGGGAAGGACUGCAGCGUCUUUGAUCCCAUCCCUGUCCCUACAGUCCCGACGGGCCCAGAGAAGAAAGGAACAUUCGAAGAGGAAGAUCUGGUGGCGGAUAAGACAUCUGUCCGUGUUUCUGUCUCUAUUGUCCUGUCUCCUCUCGUCUUCCUCCUCACACUGUGUCCAUUUCCACAUCAGAGAAGAGGGGAACACAAAAAAAUAAGAAUAAGAAACGUCUUCCACUCCUGCCCCAAAAUCUCACCAAACCUGCCCUCUGAUUAUGAUGAUUCCUCCACACUCCCCGUCUGCUCCUUCUCGUCCGUCCAUCCGUCCUCCGAUCCGGGCUCAGCCCUUUGUGGAGCUCCUGUCACCUCUCAGCAGAAUCAUGCUUGGGUGGCUGAUGCCCAAGAUUGUGUCCGGGCCACACCUAAAGUGAGCAGGUGGUUGUCACGACGGGGGUUUCCUCUUCCAGAAUGUGCUUCUGUGUCUGUUUACUUCCUUACCCUGCACACGUUGGACAGCACGAUAAAAGAACAUAUCAAUGGUGGAACCAAUGUGACAUGGAGACUUGUCUUUCUCUUACCUGGCCACCACGAGAGCACAGACUGAAAUCAUGAAACAAGAGCUGAAAAGUUUCCUCUUUUUUGUUUUGUUUUUUCUCUUAAAAGGAAAAAGGACUGGAAGCACAUUUCCUCCGAGGCCAGGCCUCGACGUGGUGCCCAGGCCUCGACGUGGUGCACCUCACAGUGAACAAUGUUCUGUUUUUAUCUGGCGACAUGGACAUAACUGAAAAAGACAUCCGAAAAAAAUGGACGGUUGUUCGCAUGUUUUUCCCCAAAGACAAACUGACGAAUAACGAAAACGUUUGUGCAAGAUUAAUACGUCCAUUUGUUACUUGUGCUUAAUUCAAGGCAUCCUAACACAUGCACACACAAGAUUUCAGGUUAAAAAAAAAAAAAGGAAAAAAAGAGGAAGAUGGGUGUUUUAUUUUUUGGUUUUUGGGAUCAUUUUCAAUCACUGAACUUUGAAAGCAGCAGAGACCGCAAACUUAGUGUUUCCUACCACAGACUGACCAACAUACAUUCCACAAUACCCGUCUGUGUGUGUGUGUGUGUGUGUGUGUGCGUGCGUGUGUGUGAUCACCACUUUCAGGCCCAAACUUUGUACGCUUAGGAGGUUUUAAUGUGUGCGUGUGUUUGUAUUGUUGCACAGGUGAAUGUACGGGUGUGAGUUCAUUUUUAAACAAGGGAAGAAUGUACAUGUUUACAUUAGUGUUAGGGGCAACUGUGUCCAUGUACACCUUAACACUGGUCCUGUCACUGGUACAAUGGGGCAGGUUUUUACCUCUAGAAGAAGAAUCACUUCUUUCCGUGUGCUGCAGCCAUGGCACCACACAAGCAGCACAUCAAUAAAAGAAUCCCAACUGUUUUUACGUCACGUACCAACAGAAGACGAGCACUAGCCAACUUGUACGCACACAACGAUUUGUAAAUAAGUGCAAGAUAAGCUGAAUGUUGACGCACUGUUUGAAGAUUUAUUUAAAUGCUAUGUUAGGAUUUUAUGUUCCAGCAAACGUACCGGUCUCUCGACUCGACCCGCAUCUGCAAAUCUCUACUGUAAUCAAUGCAUUUUUUUAUAGGACAGUGUCACAGCUAAGCUGGCUGUCAUGUUCUCUCUUGUAUCAUUCCAGCUGUCACUGAAAUGUCACAUGACUUCCUCUGUACAUUUGUUGAUAGCCCCGAUGCCGCGGGCGAACGCCACAGCCCAGAGACUUUGUAAUGAAACCUCCACUGUAGAUGAGAUUAAAGAGAUCUUGAUUAAGUGUC
Solea senegalensis (Senegalese sole) is the source of this 5077-nucleotide messenger RNA. Its product is annotated as disintegrin and metalloproteinase domain-containing protein 11-like. Gene Ontology annotation, molecular function: metalloendopeptidase activity. Gene Ontology annotation, biological process: proteolysis. The record is from RefSeq and is a predicted model, not a curated record. The coding region runs from base 1098 to 3860 and encodes 920 amino acids. Lineage: Eukaryota; Metazoa; Chordata; Actinopteri; Pleuronectiformes; Soleidae. The transcript has 25 exons.